UCAAGAGGAAAGAGAGGUGAAUUUUUCUGCACAGCUCCUGAGGGCCUUGACAGGGAGGUGGGGUUCAGCACACUACAGGAAAGAGUUUCCAGCAGCUGGAGCUAUCCCUGAAAUAGAGGUAGUGAGCACCCCAUCACUAGACAUAUGCAAGAAGAGACAGAAAGGGAAGCGUAGAGGGGAUUGCAGUGUGGAGCGGCGGUUGGAUGGGAGGACUUCAGAGUUCCCUUGCAGCUUAACAAUGGCCUGUGAGGUGGCAGGGAUGAGUCAGGGUGUGCGUGUGUGGAGGGAGGGUUGGUGAGAUGAAGACCAGGGAGAGGAAAGGGUGGGCCUGAGGCCCCCAUGGAGAAGGGACGGGCAGGAUGUGAAUAAUGGGAGAGGCAAUCGCCUAUUCUCCUGGGCAAUGCUUUGGGGUUGAGCAGCGGCAGACCAAGAUGCCCCAGGCAAUGGCCAGGUUUGGGCCGUCUCUGGAGGUGACUCGUCACCGGAGAGAGGUGGUAGGGCUGUCUGCAGCUGAAGAAAGGGGCAGGGCCCAGAGAAACAAUGCAAGGGGACUCCUGGGUUUUGGCUAAGUAGUUUUGGGGGAGCAGGUGAAGAUGUGGGGAUCCCUGGCCCUGGCUGGGAGCUGCCCUAGUAUAGGCCCAACCGAAAGGGUUGGGUGGAGGUUUUGGCCUGGGAAGGGAUCGGGGGAAGGCAGUGUAGAAGGCUUGAAAGUGCGGAAAAGGCUGGUGGACCUGAACCCCGCCUCCUCGAGUGGGCCCCCUGUAUCCACACCCUUCCCAGUCCUGAGCCCAGAGUUAUUCUAAACUCCCGCUGCUGGGAGACGGGAACUGAGAACCACUAAAUGUUAGAACGGCACCCUUUUCCGGCCAUGCCACCUGGGCCAGAAAAAAAAAAGAGGGGACCCAGAGAAAAGCGGGCUGGUUCUGGGGCGCCGCGGAGGCCACAGAUCAGAAUCCAGCUUUUUACAAUGGAGCGGAAGCAAGCCUGGCUCGGGGCGAUUCCGGGACGAGCUAGGCCUGCGGGUCCCUUUGCCUGGUCCCCCAGGGCUUUUCUGUCUCGGGGAGGCUUCCUGUCGCGGGCCCUGGUCCCCCCUAGCCCCCUUCCGGGAUGGGCGAGCUCCCGUCUUCAAGCCCAAGUUAAUGACCAGGGACUGUGAACUUUUUGGAGAUCUGAAAAGGGCUGGCCCCUCGGGGACAGUGACGCCCCCCACCCCCUACCCUGAGCCCGGAUCCUGGAUUACCCCAAGCCACGGCCCGGCUUCCAGCUACCUCCCUGGGUCCGGCGCGGGGCCCUUCCUGGGACCCCUCCUCUUCCCGGUCCCAGCCAGACGGCGCCGUUGGUACAUCCCGGCCCAUCCAGGUGGUAGCGCCCGCGCGGCUACCGUAAUUCCCCUACGUUCCGCGCCCCAGUUGGCGCGGAGUCGACUGAGCUCUUCCCGCGGCUCCCGUCCCCCUCUCCCCGCGCGCCCCAUGAGGCUUUGGCAGUCUCGGCCCAAGCCUCAGACACUGGGGAGGAGACCCUGGUCCUGUCCCUAGGUAUGUCACCACGCAGACUGCCAGCAGCUGCACCGCCGGGGACCCCUCAACCUCUGCGAGGCCUGUGACAGCAAGUUCCACAGCGCCAUGCAUUAUGAUGGGCAUGUCCGCUUUGACCUUCCCCCACAAGGCUCUGUCCUUGCCCGGAACGUGUCCACCCGGUCAUGCCCGCCACGCACCAGCCCCGCGGUGGACUUGGAGGAGGAUGAUGAAGAGAGCUCUGCGGAUGGCAAAGGGGACCGGAAGAGCACAGGCCUGAAAAUCCCCAAGAAGAAAGCAAGGAGGAGACACACGGAUGACCCGAGCAAGGAGUGCUUCACCCUGAAAUUUGACCUGAAUGUGGAUAUCGAGACGGAGAUCGUCCCAGCCAUGAAGAAGAAGUCGCUGGGGGAGGUGCUGCUGCCUGUAUUUGAAAGGAAGGGCAUCGCGCUGGGCAAAGUGGACAUCUACCUGGACCAGUCCAACACACCCCUGUCCCUCUCCUUCGAGGCCUACAGGUUCGGGGGACACUAUCUUCGUGUCAAAGAGCUGGGUACUGAGGAUCUCUCGUGGCCCCCACAUGCGGCCCCAGCCAAGCCUGGAGGUGAGGGCAAGGUGGAGCAGGGCGUGAAGGACUCCAAGUCCCUGAGUCUGCCGAUCCUGCGGCCAGCUGGGACUGCGCCCCCUGCCCUGGAGCGUGUGGACCCUCAGAGCCGCCGGGAGAGCCUGGACAUCUUAGCCCCUGGCCGCCGCCGUAAGAACAUGUCGGAGUUCCUGGGGGAGGCGAGCAUCCCUGGGCAGGAGCCCCCCACGCCCUCUAGCUGCUCUUUGCCCAGUGGCAGCAGUGGCAGCACCAGCAGCGGCGACAGCUGGAAGAACCGGGCGGCCAGUCGCUUCAGCGGCUUUUUCAGCUCAGGCCCCAGCACCAGCGCCUUUGGCCGGGAGGUAGACAAGAUGGAGCAGCUGGAGGGCAAGCUGCACACCUACAGCCUCUUCGGGCUGCCUAGGCUGCCCCGGAGGCUGCGCUUCGACCAUGACUCCUGGGAGGAGGAUGAUGAGGACGAGGAUGAAGACAAUGCCUGCCUGAGGCUGGAGGACAGCUGGCGGGAGCUUAUUGAUGGGCAUGAGAAGCUGACUCGGCGGCAGUGCCACCAGCAAGAGGCAGUGUGGGAGCUGCUGCACACGGAGGCCUCCUACAUCAGGAAACUGCGGGUGAUCACCAAUCUGUUCCUGUGCUGCCUCCUGAACCUGCAAGAAUCAGGGCUGCUGUGUGAGGUGGAGGCGGAGCGUCUGUUCAGCAACAUCCCGGAGAUCGCGCAGCUGCACCGCAGGCUGUGGGCCGGCGUGAUGGCGCCGGUGCUGGAGAAGGCGCGGCUUACACGGGCGCUGCUGCAGCCCGGGGACUUCCUCAAAGGCUUCAAGAUGUUCGGCUCGCUCUUCAAGCCCUACAUCCGCUACUGCAUGGAGGAGGAGGGCUGCAUGGAGUACAUGCGCGGUCUGCUGCGCGACAACGACCUCUUCCGGGCUUACAUCACGUGGGCCGAGAAGCACCCACAGUGCCAGCGGCUGAAGCUGAGCGACAUGCUGGCCAAACCCCACCAGCGGCUCACCAAGUACCCGCUGCUGCUCAAGUCGGUGCUGAGGAAGACCGAGGAGCCGCGCGCCAAGGAGGCCGUCGUCACCAUGAUCGGUUCCGUGGAGCGCUUCAUCCACCACGUGAAUGCGUGCAUGCGGCAGCGGCAGGAGCGGCAGCGGCUGGCGGCCGUGGUGAGCCGCAUCGACGCCUACGAGGUGGUGGAAAGCAGCAGCGACGAAGUGGACAAGCUCCUGAAGGAAUUUCUGCACCUGGACUUGACAGCGCCCAUCCCCGGCGCCUCCCCGGAGGAGACGCGGCAGCUGCUGCUGGAGGGGAGCCUGAAGAUGAAGGAGGGGAAGGACAGCAAGAUGGAUGUGUACUGCUUCCUGUUCACGGAUCUGCUGUUGGUGACCAAGGCAGUGAAGAAGGCAGAGAGGACCAGGGUCAUCAGGCCACCCCUGCUAGUGGACAAGAUUGUGUGCCGGGAGCUACGGGACCCUGGGUCCUUCCUCCUCAUCUACCUGAAUGAGUUUCACAGCGCUGUAGGGGCCUACACGUUCCAGGCCAGCGGCCAGGCCUUGUGCCGUGGCUGGGUGGACACCAUUUACAACGCCCAGAACCAGCUGCAACAGCUGCGUGCACAGGAGCCCCCAGGCAGCCAGCAGCCCCUGCAGAGCCUGGAAGAGGAGGAGGAUGAGCAGGAGGAGGAAGAAGAGGAGGAGGAGGAGGAAGGCGAGGAGAGUGGCAAUUCAGCUGCCAGCUCCCCCACCAUCAUGCGGAAAAGCAGCGGCAGCCCCGACUCUCAGCACUGUGCCUCAGAUGGCUCCACGGAGACCCUGGCCAUGGUUGUGGUGGAGCCUGGGGAGACGCUGUCCUCCCCCGAGUUCGACGGCGGUCCUUUCAGCUCCCAGUCCGAUGAGACCUCUCUCAGCACCAUUGCCUCAUCUGCCACACCCACCAGUGAGCUGCUGCCCCUGGGUCCAGUGGACGGCCGCUCCUGCUCCAUGGACUCUGCCUACGGCACCCUCUCCCCAACCUCCUUACAAGACUUUGUGGCCCCAGGCCCUGUUGCAGAACUAGUGCCUCGGCCCCCAGAUUCCCCACAAGCUCCUUCCCCUCCACCCUCGCCCCGUCUCCGCCGCCGCACCCCUGUCCAGCUGUUAACCUGCCCGUCCCAACUGCUCAAGUCUAAGUCCGAGGCCAGCCUCCUCCAGCUACUGGCAGGGGCUGGCACCCAUGGAACAUCCUCUGCCCCCAGCCGCAGCCUGUCAGAGCUCUGCCUGGCUGUCCCAGCCCCAGGUAUUAGGACUCAGGGCUCCCCUCAGGAAGCUGGGCCCAGCUGGAAUUGCCGGGGGGGCCCUAGCCCUGGCGGUGGUCCUAGGCUAGCUAGCUGCCUGGCCGGGGAACCUGCAGGCUCCUACAGGAAGAGGUGUGGAGACCUGCCCUCGGGGGCCUCUCCCAGGGUCCAGCCUGAGCCCCCACCAGGAGUCUCCACCCAGCACAGGAAGCUGACCCUGGCCCAGCUCUACCGAAUCAGGACCACCCUGCUGCUUAACUCCACGCUCACUGCCUCGGAGGUCUGAGCAGAGGGAGGCCCCCAAGAGUGCCAUUGACCAAGAGGCAGUAGACAGCCUGCCUCCUGGGGCGUGCCGGCACCUGCUUCAGUGGCUGCCUCCUGUGUGCAUGAGCCGGAUGCUGGGAAGGAUCCCUGCCUACACCCGGACCCGACUCGUGCUUUGCCAGACUGGAUGGAGUGGAGGCGGCCCAGGCCACAGUACCACCUGACCUGCCCAGGCAGCCCCUCGUCACCUACUCCCCGAAGUUAACAGCUCAACUCGAAUCCAGGGCUGGGCUCCCAGGCUGCCCAUCCCACUUCUACCCUCACUGGCCUCCAGUGGGACUCACUCCUGCCUCGCCCCCACCUUCCCAGUCCCACAGGCCACCCCUGGCUUGGGCUAGGUUCUGUAAAGUUACGUAUUUAUUGAGCUUUUGGUUCUUUUAUAAAGACUUGUCUAGACUCCA
This is a messenger RNA of Cercocebus atys (sooty mangabey), 5112 nucleotides long. RefSeq names its product pleckstrin homology domain containing, family G (with RhoGef domain) member 5 (gene PLEKHG5). Gene Ontology annotation, molecular function: guanyl-nucleotide exchange factor activity. Gene Ontology annotation, biological process: Rho protein signal transduction; endothelial cell migration. The coding region runs from base 1623 to 4673 and encodes 1016 amino acids. The transcript is spliced from 21 exons. Gene Ontology annotation, cellular component: plasma membrane; axon; endocytic vesicle. Lineage: Eukaryota; Metazoa; Chordata; Mammalia; Primates; Cercopithecidae. The record is from RefSeq and is a predicted model, not a curated record.